Trypanosoma rangeli is the source of this 1938-nucleotide messenger RNA. RefSeq lists its product as uncharacterized. The transcript has a single exon. Gene Ontology annotation, molecular function: ATP binding; ATP hydrolysis activity; microtubule binding. Gene Ontology annotation, biological process: microtubule-based movement. The record is from RefSeq and is a predicted model, not a curated record. The coding region runs from base 1 to 1938 and encodes 645 amino acids. Gene Ontology annotation, cellular component: kinesin complex; microtubule. Lineage: Eukaryota; Euglenozoa; Kinetoplastea; Trypanosomatida; Trypanosomatidae.
AUGUAUGAGGCAGCAGAGCACCAACUCGCUCUUGUCUCACGCAAGACCUGCCGGCUUGGCGAGGUCCUGCGGCAGCAGAUUGACGCACUGAAGGAGUUACGCUCGUUACGUCGGGCAGUAUUCGCUGAGCGCGACGAGCUUCGCCGACGACUGCAGCUUGUGGAGGAAAAAGCCAACGUCGCAGAUCGUCAGCACAGCGAGGCGGAGCUUUGUCUGCAGCACACGGCGGAGGAGUUUGCGGUGACGCAGUUGCUGCAGAAACGCUAUGCAAACACACUAGCGGAGUUGAAGGGGGGUCAACGUGUUGUGGUGCAGGUGGCUGCUCCUGCGGCCCGUGACAGUGGUCCGGCGUGGGAGGAAGCAGCGCGAGACAGUCAUCUUCAGCAGCAGGAACCUCAACGCGAGAAGGAGAAAACUAGGCAUGGGGCAAAUAUUGCAGUGACAGAUAAGUGCACAGUGGUGGAUUUGGACCGACGACGCACGUUUGUGGUGGACGCGGCGUACACAGUGACAUCGCUUAGGCGACGGAUGCAGUCGGAAGCCGCACUUGCCGGGGCUGCUGGUACGGCUUCAAAUACGGAUGACAUGAUACCGCGAACUUUUAUGCCGGAUGAGGAGUUUGCUGCUGCCAUUCGUGUAGAGCACGCCGUUGCGGAUGCUCUCUCGGGAGCGAACCUGGUUUUUCUUUCCUUUGGUCCCGCUGGGGGUGGAAAGACGGAGACUCUGUUUGGUACCAGGGCCGCCAUCUUUCAGAACGGCAUGCUACAACAACAGCGGCAGCAGCGCAGCUUUACUCGUCGUUUACGUCGUUCCGCCAGUAAUGAACGGGCUCCGUCUGCAGAUAUGUCAUUCAAAUCGCUUCGAGGUUGUGAGAAAACGGCGGGUCUCUUGUCACUGUUUGUGUGCGGCCUCUUUAACGGCCUCGUUGAACACGCCGUGACUCAUUUUAGCAUCUCCUGCAGCUUUCUGGAGCUCGCCAUGAAUCAGACAGUCGAUCUUCUUCUUCGGAAGCCGGGGCGGCCCAUGUCUGGCGGUGGCGCGAAUAACACCACGCUGGUGAAACUCACCUCCGCCACGGCGGGUGAUUCCUUUGCUGCGCCGCUGUCGUGCAGCAGCGGCACGGGUGAAGAAGUCACAGCUGUGCGUGCUGAAACUGCUGAAGACGUGAUUCGUGUGUUCUUUGAGGGACUUGAACGUUUCGGGCGCUGGCGGCGCAGCUUUUCGUCCUGGUUGCCGGCGGGCGGCGGCAGAGGCAGUAACAAUAACCCGGGUGGGCAAUGCCGCGAGGACGAUGCCGCCUUUGUGGCGCACUGUGGUGGGGUGUCGCACGCCAUCUUUUCCUUGCGCGUGGAGAGCUUCAACGAGAAGGGGCACUACCGGCGCUCGCUGGUGUCGUUUGUCGAUCUAUGCGGUCCGCCACCAGAAGGCGCAAGGCCGGCAAUGCAGCCAAUGCAGCCUGAGACGCAGUGGGUGGAGGAAUCCUUGCAGGCGGUGUGUGACGCCAUCGCCGCCACCUCCAGUGUUACGCCCGCUGCAGGCCAGAAGGCCGCUGCACGUGCUGAGGCGGCGUUUGAUCAGCUUCCUAGCUCGCAUACGAACUGCUUGGUACGUUUUUUGCGUCCUAUUUUUGGUGGCAAUGCGAAGGCGACGCUGGUGUGCUGCGUGGACGUCGAGCUGCACAGCAAAGAGGAGGUGCUGAACGCCAUCAGCUACGCCUACUUCUUUAAGCGAAUUACGCACCAAGCCAUUCCGUACGAUAUCCCUCCUGAGCUUCAGCGGCUAAAUCUGCAGAUGAGCACCUUUCUCUCAGGCGAUGGUGACGAGUGCGACGAUGACAACGAUAUCGUGACUAGUGGUAAUGUCGGCAAUGGUACAAUGCGCAGUUCCCUUGCGCCGAUAGAUGCAAGUGUGAGCGGUGAGGGGUUUUCUUGUACCUGA